UUAUUAAUAUCUCUACUCAACUUUCAGUCUUCCUUCAACUCAAUACUUCAGUUGGGUUGUUCACUCUAUAAGUUCACAACACUCUCAGCUCAAAGCUUCAAAACAAAAAAACCAUUUUUGGGUUGAAAAAUGGGUAUUUACAUGAGAGAAGCAUUGGUUUGGGCAUUUGCAUUGGCAUUAGCCAUUGGUGGUGGGGAUGCUCAAAAUUCAUCAACACUCGUGCCAGCAAUCAUAACAUUUGGCGACUCCGCUGUGGAUGUUGGGAACAAUGACUAUAUCCCCACCAUUUUCAAGGCUAAUUACCCACCUUAUGGGAGAGAUUUCGUCAACCAUAAACCAACUGGAAGGUUUUGCAAUGGCAAAUUAGCCACUGACCUCACUGCUGAUACACUUGGGUUUACAACAUACCCACCAGCAUAUCUCAGCCCACAGGCCUCUGGAAAAAACCUUCUUAUUGGAGCCAAUUUUGCUUCUGCUGCAUCUGGCUAUGAUGACAAAACAGCCGUCUUGAAUCAUGCAAUACCACUGUCACAACAGUUGGAGUAUUACAAGGAGUACCAAGGAAAGCUAGCACAGAUAGCAGGGAAUCAAAACGCAGCAUCAAUUUUGAAAGAUGGAUUAUACAUACUGAGUUUUGGAAGCAGUGACUUUCUUCAGAACUACUAUGUCAAUCCUUUCAUUAACAAAGUCCUCACUCCUGAUCAGUAUUCCUCUUACCUUGUCGGCAUUUUUUCUUCCUUCAUUAAGGUUCCUACCAAACUCUCUUUACUUUUGUUAGAAUGGUAAGUUUAGGUUUCACGAAAAAUAUAUGGCAAAAAUUAUAACGAAGGCAUGGCCAGUCAAUCGGCUAGCUGACCGACAAGGCUUAGGAUUGACUAGCUGGUCAACCGGUCAUGUCUUUGUUAUGAUUUUUGCCAAACAUAUUUUGUGAUUUCGUAGUA
This is a messenger RNA of Camellia sinensis, 941 nucleotides long. NCBI's taxonomy places the organism in Eukaryota, Viridiplantae, Streptophyta, Magnoliopsida, Ericales, Theaceae. The record is from RefSeq and is a predicted model, not a curated record.